Molecule: messenger RNA, 1601 nt
Organism: Stegodyphus dumicola
Lineage: Eukaryota; Metazoa; Arthropoda; Arachnida; Araneae; Eresidae
Gene: DCTN4-p62
Product: dynactin subunit 4
Cellular component (GO): dynactin complex
Source: RefSeq, a predicted model, not a curated record
UGUGAUAUUGGUGUUAUGAAUUCAUUGCAUAUUCAGUUGUUAGUGUAAUUAUGUCAAAAAUAUUUGAACUCGAUGAUGUUUUAUAUGUUUGCACUUGUGGCGCAGAGCAUCCAAUCACAAAAAUAUAUUUUUGCCGCCACUGCUCUAAGUUAAGAUGUGGAGAUUGCGUUUCCCAUGAGGUCGAUUCCCAUUACUGCCAGAACUGCUUGGAAUAUAUGCCAACUCCUGAAGCGAGGUUGAAAAAAAAUAAAUGUUCUAACUGCUUUGACUGCCCAAGCUGCAUGCAUACCUUAUCAACAAGAGCAACCAGUAUUCAAGUGCCUAAUCCAGAAGAUCCAACCAAAAAUAUUCCUAAGAAAGUGUAUUACCUAGUUUGUGGCUUUUGUCGAUGGACAUCUCGAGAUGUAGGCAUCCCUGAUCAAACUACAGCCAGUGGGGGAUGGCAAGAAAUCGAAAAUCCCCAUAGCAAGAGGAUAUCUCAACUGAUGGAAUAUUAUAGAGUACUUGCUCAGCGAGACAAGUUGGAGAAAGAAAAGAAAAAAAAAGGCAAUCAGCGUUAUGCAUAUGUGCACAUUUCAGAGAAAUAUGGCAUAUCUGGUAAAGUUGUGCGCAGAUUGGCUGGUCUUCCGUCAAGCUUAAACAAAAUAGAACCUGAAGUAUCAGAACAAUUGUCUACACCUGAAGCAACAUCAGAAGUUGAGCCUUUGCCUGAAAGUUAUCUAGCAGAGCCAUUAAACUUAUCAAAAAUUUGCACAUUAAGACAGAGAUUGUUCCAGCCACAGUUUCAACCCAGUUGUAUAUCGGAACUUUAUCCACAAAAUAAAUAUUUGCAUAUCAAGCGCUCACAGCGUUGCAAGGUAUGUGAGCAUAACUUGAUCAAGCCAGAAUACAAUCCUUCUUCUAUAAGAUUCAGAAUACAGCUGGCAGCUUUUUAUCAUAUACCUGAGCUUCGAAUAAAAAAUAUUUCGAAACUUUAUAUGGGAAAGGUUUGUAGAAUAGAAAUGGUUUUGAUCAAUCCUACUCCUCAUCCAUCUCAUGUCACUUUCAAGCCCUUGGAGACACAGCCAGAAAAUCUAUCUACAGUCAAAUUGCCACCUUCUGAAUUACUUUUAGCUCCAAGAGAUGAUACAGCAGAAUUUGAUGAUACAAAUGAUUCUCAAAAUUUCAAAGAUGAUCCAAAUGUUGUAACAUUUCGCAAAUCUAAUAAAUUGGGCUUUGUUUUCUCUGUCAUUCCUUCUACAAAAGAUGUUAUAGUUUCUUUCCAAAUGAAUCAUGAAUUUGUAAACAUGCCGGUGACCUUACCAGGAGAAAAACCUAAACCAAUACAAAUAAUCUGGUUGAGUCAUACAGUGAAGAUAAAUUUAGGUGCUGUUGUUGGAGAUUCAUGAUCAAAUUCCAUGCAGCUUUUAGAUUGAUUAUCUAGUUAUCUUCAAGUUGCCUGACAAACUCAUUGUGGCAGUUUUUGUGAUUAAGUUUAUUUAUUUUUUUCCCUGGGUUACUGUAUAUUGUGCGAGUUGUUCAUGCUGUUAAUUAAAUGUGGAUAAGAAUGCUUGAAAACAGCCAUUUAUAUUGCUUAAAUUAAAAUCAACUUUUGUUAUAAA